This is a messenger RNA of Sparassis crispa, 1551 nucleotides long. RefSeq lists its product as hypothetical. The coding region runs from base 1 to 1551 and encodes 516 amino acids. The transcript is spliced from 3 exons. NCBI's taxonomy places the organism in Eukaryota, Fungi, Basidiomycota, Agaricomycetes, Polyporales, Sparassidaceae. The record is from RefSeq and is a predicted model, not a curated record.
AUGGAUCAGGACCCACCCAACGACACAACUCGCACCAUGGAAGACACGUCUCGCACCAUAGAAGAUCGCACCACGGACGACACAUCGGAGUACACUCGUUGGCUUGACAGGAAGCCCUAUGCCACAGAGUCUCAUUUAUCUGGCACGAGCGCCUCCAAUGUUGUUAUGGAAGCCAUAAACGAUACAAUAGUCGUUAGUGGGGUGGACAGCGAUGUUGACGCGGAAGGUGACGCGAACAGGGAAUGGAGGGAGCCUAAAGUUGUGCGUAGCGGUCAUUCGAGGAGCCACAGAAAGAAAGGUUCUAUGACAGUAGCUUCAGGGCAGUUGCAAGUACAGUCACCGAAGAAAGUUCAUUUCACCCCUUCAGUGGAGGCCGCAACGGCUAGUCCCAUUGUCAGCAGUCCUGCAAGAGAUGCAUUCUCAGCGAAUGACGACCAUUCAGGACAGAGGGCUGGGUUUCCGGCUUCCCCCAAUGCCCCUACUGCUUGGAAAUCCUCGUCAAAGCAAUCGUCUGGGGGUAACGUCCAAUUCCCCUCAGCGUUAACAGUGGAGACCCGCGGCCGCACCAGUAAAUCUCUUGCACGCUCCAGCGAUCCAGGAUAUCCGGCACGCCAGGAUCGUGAUAAAUCGUCGGGAAGAUCGGCUGCGAAGAGAAGCAAGAGCAUGGAUACUUUAGAACACGUUAGCCGGCCACAAGAAGUUGACAAGCCCAACGACAAUUGGACAAGGGAGAAGGUUGCUCGUCCGCUUAGGUCUUCUUCGUCAGAGCGUAACUCGCAAAAGGCUGUUACAAGAGACGCACGUUACAGUCUUCCCGCUCUGACAACCGGUCCCACGGAUGCUCCUGCUUCAGGGGCGCCUAGGAAGUCGUGGGUGGUCAACCUUCUUGGCCACGCACUGUGCUUGACACAAGAUCAAACUCCCAUUGAAACACAACCGUCUUGGUCAUCCACUUCCACAAAUCUGAGAGAAAGACGUGGUAUCGCCGGUUCUCUUGUACUCCCCGCUGCAUGUGAUCCUGACUCUGAGCACCGGCAAAGCAGUCUAUCGUCGGGUGGUCGAGAUGCGAACAGAAGCACAUUUCACAGUCAUGGAGAACGUACUCGCCGUUCAAGGGAAGCCGACAGGUCCAGAAGUGAUGUCGGAGGUCGCCCCAAGAUCUUCCAUCCGACGCUCGAACCGGGAUUCCAGGAACGCCACCCAAGAGAUAGUGCUACGACGCACCAUCAGCGUAGUAAAUCUCUGCCAGCAAGGGGUCCUAGAUCACCCUCACAGAUGAGACAUUCGUGGAUCCGAUUCAACAGUGGACUGGACAUCCAACUGCACGCCAACUACCACCACCUUGGUGGAGAUUACAGCUCGCAACGUGAGAUGCAGCACGUAUUCGGUCAAACUGGAAGCGCUCAGGAAGAUACGCGUCAAGAAGAAUCGUCUCCCCAAGAGAGAACUGAUUCUGAGGAGCUUGUCAUGAUUGGUGCAGGUGAGGCAGCGUUGAGGACGAGAGCCAAAGCUAGACGGAUUUAUAUGACCGAUCGAAAGCGUACUAUAUGA